Molecule: messenger RNA, 6876 nt
Organism: Bombus terrestris (buff-tailed bumblebee)
Lineage: Eukaryota; Metazoa; Arthropoda; Insecta; Hymenoptera; Apidae
Gene: 5PtaseI
Product: inositol polyphosphate-5-phosphatase A
Exons: 12
Coding region: 78-2978 (966 amino acids)
Biological process (GO): phosphatidylinositol dephosphorylation
Molecular function (GO): inositol-polyphosphate 5-phosphatase activity
Source: RefSeq, a predicted model, not a curated record
CCGAUAUCCGUCUUCUUUCUCUUCAAGGGCAACAGCGAGGCUUUAUUCAAAACUUUCCCUUCUUGACACAUUGAAGAAUGGCGGGUAACGGCGUUCCUGUACUAUUGGUCACUGCGAACGUCGGCAGUAUCUUCGAGGAGCCUAGCAUGAUGUUGAAAAUUUGGACGGAAGAAUUUUUAUCUACUAUACUGAGGCUGGAUCCAAAAUUUAUUGCACUGCACUGCCAAGAAGUAGGUGGAAAAAAUUAUGAGCACAGCACCAGGCAGGUGGAAGACUUUGUUAGGUUACUAAUGUCAUCGGAGGAAUUAAGGCUGUUUGACAAAAUUAGGGUAUUCUUGGAUGAAGAUUAUUCAUCUGCUGAACAUUUUACGGCCCUUGGAAAUUUGUACUUUAUACAUGAAUCUUUGAAAGAAGUUUUGUUAUGGGACUUCCAAGAAUGUACUUUUAUACCAGUGGAUGGAAAGGAGAUUCAUUCUGGUAAUAUAGAAGCAGUCACGACCAAAGAAAAAGCAAAGUUCCCUCAGGAAUUCUUUCCAGAAUGUAAAUGGUCCAGAAAAGGAUUUCUGAGAACACGAUGGAGUAUUAGUGGAACAGUUUUUGAUCUCAUAAACAUACAUUUAUUUCAUGAUGCCAGUAAUUUCAUUGCUAUGGAAACAUUUCCAUCCGUAUACAGUAAGACGCGUAGAAGAGCGCUCGAGCAUACAUUAGAUAGGUUUCAUAAUGAUAAAUAUUCAAAUGUACCAUACUUUUUAUUUGGAGACUUUAAUUUUAGAACGGACACAGCCGGUGUAAUCAAAAAACUUACAGAAGAUACUCAAGAAAGAAGGUUAUCAAACAAAGGAAGUAUUUCGAAGCUGCAGUUUCAUAAUAAAGACGAUGAUCUCAUAUUAACAUUAGGGAAAAAAGAAUUUUCUUAUUACGAGCAUCAGAAUGUUUUUGUGCAAAAUAGUGGACAAUGGCUACGUGAAUAUGACAGAGAGCUGGAAGACUUUGAUGGAAGAUUAUUUGAAUUUCCGAUUAAAUUUGUACCCAGUUACCCAUUUGAGGAAGAUGUCAAUGAAGGAUCAAAUUAUAUGCAAACAAGAGUACCGGCUUGGUGCGAUCGUGUUCUGCUGAGUCCUACCGCUAAAAUGCUAGUCCAAGAUAUAUCAUCGCCGGAUGCCAUGGAAUAUGGAAUAAUAGGGCCAACAACUUGUAUGGGCGAUCAUAAGCCAGUCUACUUGAGGGCUAAUCUCACCGUGGACGAAGGUAUGAUAAACUGCUGCAGCUUGUCGAGUGCACCUGAGUUUUGCUUUCGAGUGCCAAGCAAUUAUGUGGAAUUGUUAUCCAUGUUGCUUGAUUACGGUAGUUGCGCUAGUGGACAGGUUAAUUACACGGACCGUUCGACUAAUCUGUUGCACGCAGCACCCAUUAAGCAUGAUCCUUAUACCCCAGAUAGCAUGGACAGUCCGAGUCCAAAUGCUAUAAUAUCAGCCACGGAUGAACUCCCGGACGUAGACAUAGAUAAUAUGAACAACGUGUCCAUGGCACAGUUUGUACAGACGUCGAACUUCGCCAGACGUUUAGACACAGCUGUAUCGCCUGCUCUCUUAAAAUCCAAGUUAGAACUGAUCGUUCGGAACAAAAAACAAGAGGCGAUGGACGCGGAUCAAGAUACAGCUGAUAUCAAAAGAAGCCCUAGCGACUGCUGCUUACAUUCGUGGCCCAAUGCUGAGGACUGUAAAAAUGUAUGGUCUGUAAGGACAAACAGAUGUAACAGCGACCUGUCCUGGCAGAGAUCGCAUCUUUUAACCGAAGCAUGGGUUCAAAGCAAAGGACAACAAGGAUAUCAUUCGUUUGGAGAUUUCAUCAAACGAUCGUCCUUGGAUUCAACUCCGCCGAACGGUGUUGAGGGUUUGCCUUCCGAUUUGAUUAUACCAAGGAUAUCAAUAAUAAAUGCUAGUAACUUUGAAUCAAACGAGAGUUCCGUGUACUUACACGACGACAAGUAUAGCGAUUAUUCGGAUAAGAAACUAAGCACUUACUCGGACGACCGAACAAAGAGCUUGAGCGGCGAGGCGUUCAGUUCAGGAAAGUCGGAUGAACUUUGCGAUAAAACAGACGACGAGAGCAACAGACUGAGCUUAAAUAUGAAAAAAAUAGGAGUGAACGAGAGCGUUUAUUUGCAAAACAUAAAUGAGCUAAUAACGAAACCAGAUAAGAAUUCUUGUGCAAUGAUGGUUAGUACAAAUCUCUUUAAUACUGACGGUAAGAUGAGUAAAAUGAGCGAGGAACGAAUGCUUGAAAAUAGAGAGAAAUGCUUAAAUCAAAUUAUAAAUACAUUAGAGAGCACGGAGGAUAAUAAUAGUAAAAAUCAACGUGCAUUCACGGAUGAUGCACUAGUUGAUAAGACAAGUAUUAGAAGUAGAAGUAUAAUUUCGGAGACGAUUUUAGCAGAUGAACGAACUUCUCAAGUAUUACAAGUUAUUGCAGAAACGGAACAAAGGACAAUUCACCAUAGGAGUGAAAGAGAAGACAGAUUGCAGAAUAUGGAGGCAGAGAACAUAAAAUCAAAACAGAACAAGUGUAAUGAGAUAAAUGUAUGUACAAAUGUUGAAGAUUUUGAUGCAAGUAGCAAGCAAACAGAAGUAUCAAGACGUUGUAGCAAGUGUGAAAUGAUAAUUUCACAACAAAUUACAAGAAGUGAUUUUGUACAAAAUCAAAGUAGCAAUGAUAAUACAGAGGACAUUAAACUCAAACUCAAAGCAUGUAACUCUGAUAUAGAAAAUUAUAAGGACAAUAUCAUUGGGAAGGAAAACGUGAUGAACGAGGCGUCCGAAUCGGGUACGAUGUCCAGCUUGAGCAGUCGUGAGAUAUUCAACAAUAAUAACGACAACCACAGCAACAACAAUAACAACGGCGCGACUACCAUCACGAGAUAUAUUCAUAUUAAACACGCAGAUUCGUCGGUUAAGAUUUUUCGAGAAACGACCGUCUGAUAUUGAAUUUAUUAUUCGUAUACGGUUACCACUUACAGCUAACUAUUUCACGUUAUGUGAAAUAACGUUUCACAAGCUUAUUGUUGCGAGAUAUUUUAACGGUUUUACCGGAAAACUAAUCUUUGCGCAGAUUUCGCCGCGACGCUUUCGAAAUGUCCCAAUAAUCGAAUAUGUUCGAUUUUAUUCGAUUAUCGACUUUUAGAAUGUUGGUCGCGUUCAAUGAUCAUUCAAUCGAUAAUCGUAGAUCGCCCAUGCAUUCGCGUAUGGACGAAGUCGCGCGAUUCGUUAAAUCGAGUCAAAGCAAAAUACUACAAUUAUGAACCGUUUUGCUGACGACGGACGUGCGACGAUUGCCGCUAAUACUGGAGCGUGCUCUCGGUGUGAACUGCUGUUUGCUCGCAUACACGAAAAGCUUUGGGUAUGUUUACACGAAACUCGAUACGUUAUUAGUAAUUUCGAAGUUAUUAAUGUAUUCACUGCGGAUUUGAUUCUCAUUAUAUUACAUAUGUGUUUAAUAGAUACCAAUUAUUACGAAAAACUUUUUCAUAAUUUCGGGAUUUUUAGUUCAUGUGCCAAAUUCAAGUCGAUACGAUACAUAAUCCAAAAGUAUGUGCCGACUCGAAUGUGCAUCGUGUGCAGUGAACGUGUUAAAUUCGAAAUACUUCCUGUUGAAACUAUACAAUAGAGAUGUUAGAAGAAAAAAAAAAGACGAGAUCUUUUUGAGAAUUGUUAAUAUGACGAAAUCGUUGAUACAAUGACGUGUAUGACGAUUAUUGCAUUUUAUUCGUUAAGUGUCUUGGUGUUCCUACGCUACGUUCUUUCAGACAGUUCUUCCCAAGACUGCGAGUCUUGCAAAUAAUUUGUAUAAUUAGACGAGCAGAGAUUCACGAUAAAGAAAACGUUUCCAUGAGAGAUCGUUUGAUGUGAUAUUACCGUGGUACCUCACUUUUGUUGGUUUUCAGUGUUAGAGAUCGCGAAAGCUGAAAGAAGAGUAUUGCGCUACGAUUGCUGCCAAUAUCAAUUCGACUUCACUUUUUACAAUGUAAUUCAAUUAUAAUUGAUACGCGUUGUCUCGUUGAAUUACGUUGCAAAGAGUUAAUGAGAAUCAUUUGCGAAAGAAUAUUUACGUACAAAAAUGAAAAAUACCUAUUCCCAUUUGAAAUUUUGUAUGUAAUAAUUCCAUUGCAAUUCUAUAAUGUGCACGGCAUUUUUUACUCAUACAUUGGCGUCGAGUUCCACUGAAAAAAAUUCCUCGUGUCAAAAUAUGUAUCGCCGUUUUUCUCUUCUCUUUUUUUUUUUAUAUUAUUUUAUCGCUACAGUGUUAAAUAGCAGUAAGUGCAUUAUUUUCGACGCUCAAACAAACCAUUACCAAUCUCUGAUGGAAUUUACUUGAAGCACUCGAUUCACGAUAGUAUCUUAAUCCGAUCCAAUUGGACUAAAUUUGCGGGUACAUUCCAUUAGCGUAACCACUAGCUAGGGAACUCAAAGCUUCUGGGAAACUGUUGGCAGGUACUCGAACGUCGUUAAUAUAGGAAAUACAAAGUUUAGACGUGGUAGAUCGUAUGUAUUUGCACGCAAAACAUAUCUAUAUUCCUCUAUCGACAUGCGUACGAUAAAUGUACACUCGUUAUAAUCCCAUUGCGGAUGUUUGUCACUACUUAAAAAUUCUUCGAAUCCUUCCACUGCCCCCCGGUUACGUCAUUGAAUUCACAUUUGUUGAUGUUAUAUGGAAAUAUGUAUAAGGAUGUACCAACAUCAUAGUGUCCAUAAAGUAUAAUGGAUUAUGUUUAUUCGUUUCGUUUGUGAUUUCCAUUAUACUCUAAAUACGAUAACGCGAAAGCGAUGAUUCGAAUGACUUAAACGCGAUGCUAUAUUGUUAUACCACACUCCCUUGCGAUGAAAACUCGCCAAUACCGCACUUCUCAUUUCACACUAUCAAAAACGAUCAUUGUCCAUGAUUUGUCCUCUCUGCAGGAAAGUAAAGAAUAUUUUAACAUCUUCAACUUUGGCUCAAUGUAUAGCAAUUUUUUCAAGAAAAAUAUUCCUUAUAUUACAUAAUCUAAAUUAUGAAAUUAUAGAAGAACAAUUUUCAAUCGACAAUGAGUCGAGAUAUAAAUCAUCUUUUAUAAUGUCGAUUCCUCCAUGUUGCGAGUAUUGUUUCUGACUACUAAAAUCCAUUAUUAUACACGUAGUAUUAUUGCAAAAGAUUGAUAAAUUGAACAAGGAUCGUUUUUGUCAUGAGGCCCUUGAUUAUUGCCUUCGCCUUUGGUGCAAGCGAAGGUUAGUUAUUUUAUAUGAAGGUUUACUAUAUCUCGAAGAAGUCGAGACGUUUACCUACGACUGCUUUUAAAUCCGUUCCAUCUUACAUACAAUUUCGCAUGUAUAGCGAUAGUGAUAAAAGUAAGCAUGAACAGCCAUCGCAAGAAUCGUAGAAGCUAAUUGGUACCUUGAAUAAGUCCUCGCGCUCAUUUAACGAAAAGCUAUGACAUGCACUCAAUUACUGUUGUAACCCUCCAAUUCCCAUCGCUCAGGCUACGAUGCAAAACAUGCUAAAUUUUACUAAUUUUUAUCUCUAUUGGUGGAUGAAAUAACAGAUUUGAAGAAGUUGCUAUUUUUAUUCAAAGUUACUAAUUUCUUACCAUAUUUCAUUAUUAGAAUAUGGAUGUUCGUUCAAAUUCAUAUUUUCAUGAAAAUAAUCAAAAGGAUGGAACGUAGAUAGAAAAUUGUUAUGAAUAAACACACUGAAAUAGAUGCUAAACUGCUGACUAGAAUUUUUUCAGGUCAUCCGAAUAUGCAAAUUACUAAUUUGCUUAUAUCAUAGAAUAAAUAGAAUAUGACACUUGUUGAUGCUUAUGGGAAUUAGAUGGUUAUGCUACAUUUUCUUGAUUAUUGUGGCGAUUGGUAUUUGAAAUGUCUGUUUUCGAAGUGUAUGUCAAUGAUAAUCGUAAGCCAUUCCUUGAGAAUUAGACGUAAGAUAAUUAAAGGUAAAACGUACAAUUCGUCGAUUGGAAACUUAAUGGGGUACCUGAUCUGUUUUGACCAACGUAUAAAGUACACUAGAAUUCUCGUAUCUAUUAUGGAGGAUUUCUAGGUAUUUCCUAAGUUAAUGAAAUGCUCGAUGCGAUCUUAAUUAAACAAUAUUGUAUUCUACUCUGUGCAAUACCUGGAAAUGCAUAAAACGUCGAAUUGUACACUUUAUCUGUAACACAGUAAUUUAACUGGAUGUACUUAUUAACAUGUAUGUAAGAUUAAGGAUUUGACGCUUUUACCAGACUGGUUUUAGGAUCUUCCGCGCGGGCAAGUUUUUCGAGAAGAUUUUUAAAAGAAUUGUCACAUACGUUUAAUUACCUUGUCAUCGAUAAAAAUCGAUGAUUUGUGCUUUUAUAUAUCUUCAUAGUUUACAAGCUAGUUGUUUACAAGCUAGUAAAAAAAAAAAGAGGAAAGAGUUUGAGUAAUCGAAAUGGCAAAAUUAAUAAAUAGGUAAAAAGUUAAAGUCAACAAAUGAUAAUUAAGAUUAGAUUGAAAUGCAAAGUACGCUAUCGAAAUUCUUGCUUGCUCUGAUGUUUUAUGAGAUGUUUUAAGAGAAACAUUAUUUCUUCCGUCUUUCGACGGCAAGUGAACGUUGUACUUUUAUAAAUAUGAAUGUACUUAUAUUUUGUACUGACAGUACCUUGCAAAAAUAUAAUAUGUUAAAUAAUGAGAUUACAUGUGCAUGUAUGAUGUACGUUACGAAUAAACGUUAUAUAAUAGGAAUACUUCUGAUUUGAAAAGUGACCAAAAUCUACUGACGAAAUUAAAUGAUGGUUAUGUUGUUUUGUUGAGUCAAAUGUAUAUUAUAUUGUCACAUUUACUUCAUGUAUUAGUAUAGAAAAAGAAAAAUAAAAUUAUCGUUCUGCAA